Messenger RNA from Arabidopsis arenosa, 1767 nucleotides. The record is from the annotation of a GenBank genome assembly. NCBI's taxonomy places the organism in Eukaryota, Viridiplantae, Streptophyta, Magnoliopsida, Brassicales, Brassicaceae.
ACCCUUUCAAGAAACCCUAAAUUAAUGUGCUUUAAAAGCACACAGCCUCACCCUCAAACCCUUCGUUUCCAGCCAAAAAAACGAAAAUGGUUGCCUCAGCCGCCGCACGACCCCUCGUCACCGUCCAAGGCCUUGACGGUGACAUGAGCACCGAUCAAUCCACCACCGUCACUUUACCUGACGUCAUGACUGCUCCCGUUCGACCAGACAUCGUCAACUUCGUCCACGCCCAAAUCUCCAACAAUAGCCGUCAGCCUUACGCAGUCUCCAAAAAAGCCGGUCACCAAACCUCUGCCGAGUCAUGGGGAACCGGAAGAGCCGUGUCUCGUAUCCCUCGUGUCCCUGGUGGUGGAACUCACCGUGCCGGUCAAGCAGCUUUCGGUAACAUGUGUCGUGGUGGUCGUAUGUUUGCUCCGACUAAGAUCUGGAGACGCUGGCACCGUCGUGUCAAUGUCAACAUGAAGAGGCACGCGAUUGUUUCUGCAAUCGCCGCUACUGCUGUUCCAGCUCUUGUGAUGGCUCGUGGUCACAAGAUCGAGAACGUUCCUGAGAUGCCUCUUGUUGUUAGUGAUUCAGUUGAAGCUGUGGAGAAGACUUCAGCUGCGAUCAAGGUAUUGAAGCAGAUCGGUGCUUACGACGAUGCCGAGAAAGCUAAGAACAGUAUUGGAAUUCGUCCUGGUAAAGGUAAAAUGAGGAAUCGUCGUUACAUUUCUAGGAAAGGUCCUCUUGUUGUGUAUGGAACUGAAGGAGCCAAGAUUGUGAAAGCUUUUAGGAAUCUUCCUGGUGUUGAGCUUUGUCAUGUUGAGAGACUUAACUUGUUGAAAUUAGCUCCUGGUGGUCACCUUGGUAGGUUUGUGAUUUGGACUAAGUCAGCUUUUGAUAAGCUUGAAUCUAUCUAUGGCUCGUUUGAGAAACCAUCAGAGAAGAAGAAGGGUUACGUCUUGCCUCGUUCGAAGAUGUUGAAUGCUGAUCUUGCUAGGAUUAUUAACUCUGAUGAGGUACAGAGUGUGGUGAACCCGAUUAAGAAAGAUGCGAAGAGAGCUGUUCUGAAGAAGAAUCCAUUGAAGAACUUUAAUGUGAUGCUCAAGUUGAAUCCUUAUGCUAAGACUGCUAAGAGGAUGUCUCUGUUGGCUGAAGCUCAAAGGGUUAAGGCUAAGAAGGAGAAGCUCGAGAAGAAGAGGAAGGUCGUCACUAAGGAGGAGGCCCAAGCGAUCAAAGCAGCAGGCAAGGCAUGGUACCAGACAAUGAUUUCAGACAGUGACUACACCGAGUUUGAUAACUUCACCAAGUGGCUUGGCGCUACUAUUGGAGGGUCUGCUGCAAACCCGAAUGUGAUUGUUGUGUACAUUGACGGAGACGGGAGCUUCCUAAAUAGUCUUCAUGAGCUACCUACUCUCCAUACAGAGAAUCUUCCUAUCAAGAUACUUUUCCUAAACAACCACCACUUUGAAGCUUGUAGGAUCCCAUCGACGCAUGUGUCCAGGAGAGAAGAGCUACAAGGGGCUAUACAGACCAUGCUCGACACACCUGGUUCAUAUUUGCUUGAUGUGGUAGCUCCAAGCCAAAAGGAGAUUGCAUGAUCGAUCAAAAUUCCAAGCCAUCAAACAUGGAGUGGUGAUUGAUUAUCUAACUUUGUGGCCUUUCCAGCUUUUUAGAAAUUUAGUUUUCCUCUGUUGAACUGUUACUUGGUUUUUACUAGACUACCACUGGUCCAAUCGUUAGUUUACUUGGCCUUGUAUGGUUCUCUAUUAAAUUUGCACUUGUUUG